Tarenaya hassleriana is the source of this 755-nucleotide messenger RNA. RefSeq names its product GTP-binding protein SAR1B-like. The record is from RefSeq and is a predicted model, not a curated record. The coding region runs from base 39 to 506 and encodes 155 amino acids. Lineage: Eukaryota; Viridiplantae; Streptophyta; Magnoliopsida; Brassicales; Cleomaceae. The transcript has 3 exons. Gene Ontology annotation, molecular function: GTPase activity; GTP binding. Gene Ontology annotation, cellular component: endoplasmic reticulum exit site; COPII vesicle coat. Gene Ontology annotation, biological process: vesicle organization; endoplasmic reticulum to Golgi vesicle-mediated transport; membrane organization.
UCGGCCUCGAUAAUGCCGGAAAAACCACUCUCCUUCACAUGCUCAAAGACGAGAGAUUGGUGCAGCACCAGCCGACACAGCAUCCGACGUCUGAGGAAUUGAGCAUUGGAAAGAUCAAAUUCAAGGCUUUCGAUUUGGGUGGCCACCAGAUCGCUCGCCGUGUCUGGAAGGAUUACUAUGCUAAGGUGGAUGCGGUUGUGUACUUGGUGGAUGCCUAUGACAAGGAAAGGUUUACCGAAUCAAAGAGAGAACUCGAUGCCCUUCUCUCUGAUGAAGCCCUAGCCAACGUUCCAUUCCUCAUCCUUGGAAACAAGAUCGAUAUCCCUUAUGCUGCCUCAGAAGACGAGCUCAGGUACCACCUCGGCCUUACCAAUUUCACAACGGGGAAGGGAAAGGUUGUUCUCGCGGAUUCCGGGGUUCGCCCUCUUGAAGUUUUCAUGUGCAGCAUCGUCAGAAAGAUGGGUUAUGGCGAUGGGUUCAAAUGGCUCUCCCAAUACAUCAAGUAAGGGACCUUUUUUUCUGUUUACCGCUUCAAGUGGCCAAUUUUUCAUGUUGUCUGGCUUAGGACACGGAAGUCAGAAUACAGAAAGAGACUUGUAGUGUCUUUUUUUUUUUUUUUUGUUCGUCCACGGAGGAACCUAACGGUUUGUCGAUGUUGAAUGUUCUCAUCUCUUUAACACUGUGAAAGCUCGUGUCUUUUUCUGGACAAUGUUCGGUUCCAUUUGUUGACUUGAUAUAUAUUUUAUCGAUGAUCU